AUGGGUCGUGAACGCCAAAACCGCAAGCGGCGCUCAUCGCGCCCCAAGAUUACCAUGCCUAACCGGCGGAAGAAGGUGUUGAACCCGCUCGGUAACGGCAUCAUCGCCAAGAACUGGAACAAAAAAGAGACACUCUCUCAAAACUACUCCCGCUUCGGCCUCGUCGCCAAGCUCGGCAAGCAAACAGGCGGCAAGGCGCCGUCCAACAGAUCCAUCAUCUCCGCCGCCGGACAGGACGCGCUCGCCGUCCGGUCUGGCGACCAAGGCCUGCUGCAGGUGCGCGAGGUCAAGGUCGAGCGCGACGCCUCCGGCCGCAUCACGCGCGUGCUGCGCGACAGCAACCCGCUGGGCGACCCGCUGAACGAGCUGGACUCGGACCCGGACUCGGACUCGGAAGAGCGGCGGAAGGAGAAGCAGCGGCAACGCAAUUACGAAGAGUGGAGCGGGUUCCACGAGGAGAAGGAGGGCGGGGAGGGCGACAAGCCCGCGGUGCUGCGCGCGCUGGAGCGCGAGGCGAGCCGGCCGACGGAGAAGAAGGUGCGGCAUCAGAGCGAGCGAGAGGUGGACUGGCUGCGGCGGCUGGUCGAGCGGCACGGGGAUGACACGGCGGCGAUGGCGAAGGACAUGAAACUCAACCCCAUGCAGCAGACUGCGGCGGACAUCCGGAGGCGCUUGAAAAAGGCUGGUUUGUUGGAUUCGUGA
This is a messenger RNA of Thermothielavioides terrestris NRRL 8126, 702 nucleotides long. RefSeq lists its product as uncharacterized. Lineage: Eukaryota; Fungi; Ascomycota; Sordariomycetes; Sordariales; Chaetomiaceae. The coding region runs from base 1 to 702 and encodes 233 amino acids. Gene Ontology annotation, biological process: ribosomal large subunit biogenesis. Gene Ontology annotation, cellular component: nucleolus. The record is from RefSeq and is a predicted model, not a curated record. The transcript has 2 exons.